Trichobilharzia regenti is the source of this 2058-nucleotide messenger RNA. NCBI's taxonomy places the organism in Eukaryota, Metazoa, Platyhelminthes, Trematoda, Strigeidida, Schistosomatidae. The record is from the annotation of a GenBank genome assembly.
AUGCCUCGGCAGGUUCAAGACCCCAAUGGGAAGAAGUCUCUAAACGUAAACAAUGAAUCGAAUAGGAUUUUAUGGAAGUGUACUCAAGCAAAUUGUCAAGGCUUUGUCUCUCGCACAGACCACAAAUGUAGCCUGUGUAAGAAACUCUCGAGUUUUCCCAACACGGCACUGGCAUCGAUAAGUAAAGGGAAUACUAUUAAUAUAACUGCCAAUGAUACGCUAUCUGUAAAAAGACCAAGAACUUCUAGCGACAGUCACCUUGUUCCGCUUAAUAUUUUCAGCAUUGGAAGGUCGGGGAUUUACGAUGGCUGUUCAGAGGACUGUUGCAUUACCUCCUCUUCAAUCUUGUGCAGAGUUAAAGUUGAAGGUGUUUGGACUAGCCUCAGUAUUCAUGCCAACGACAUCGAAAUGCUUGUGUUCUGUGAAACACUUCAAGUGCUAUUUCUGAAGCCAUACGACUCAUACAAGUCACAGCUCUCAAACUACCUGAAGCUCAGAGAUUCUGUUUUAUCUAACGUCAAAUGGCUGGUUUUCGUGUUUCGAGAACCUUCCACAAGCGAACCUCUUUAUUUAACUGUGAGUAAUCUCGAAGGUUUGGCCAACAAAAUUGGGAGAAGUGGAGUCUGUGAUAUGCAGUGUAGUUCAGAAAACGCUAGGGAAAUUCUUUCUAGCUGUGGUCUUCGUCUCCCCCGUUCUGAGCUGAGAAGGACUGGUACAGCAUCUACUGAACCUUCAAUCAUAAAUCGAAUAGUUCAAGGCCAAGCUCUUGCUGAUACGCAUUAUUCUGUGGAACCUAGUUCAUCCCAGACAGUCAAACAUGUAAAUGAAGGUGGUUUAUUAACUAAUGUGAUAAAUACUCUUACGAAUAACGGCUUCCAGUUGAAAACGAAUUCUGGCUCUGCAACGCACGAAAGCAACGUAAAUUGUAGAGGAAAAUCGGAAACAAAUGAAUGUGACGACUUAAUCAUAAUACAUGACGAAAAUACUUCUGUGGCCGCUCAACCUCCUGGUGAUAAUGUGCAAGCAGAGUCGACUACGAAUUGUGACGAAGACUCCUUUAAAUUUGAUUAUAAGCCUGCUGGAUCUGUUGAUGGUAUAACAUUGACGAAAAGUGAUCUUCAGUGUCUUGAACCUGGAGCUCUUAUAAACGAUGCAAUAAUCAAUUUUUAUUUGAAAUACUUGUACUUCGAGCAACUGACGGACUUUCAGAGACAAGCUACUCAUGUAUUCAAUGUGUUUUUCUAUAGUCGGUUAACAGGCGGCAAUGUAUCAGUUGAUACACGCAACUCCACAGUCACAGAAACGACAACAGAAAUGAUACUUGCUCGGCACGCCAAUGUAGCCAAGUGGACACGUCGAGUUGAUCUUUUCAGUAAAGAUUAUAUCAUUAUUCCAAUAAAUGAAAGUUCCCAUUGGUUUGUUGCUCUCGUUUGCUAUCCUUGGAUGGCGGGAAUGGUCAGUUAUACAGCUCUUUAUGAUGAACAAGUUUAUCACCUCUGUCAAUUAACAGAAGAAUUUACUGAUGUAGAUCUUAUUGAAUUCUCAGGUGAUCCACACUCGUUAAAUAUCGGUGAAGAAGUUAUUCAAAGGCUACCUACAGAUGUUCAAGGUCAAGCAUUUGAUCGGUGGAGACGAAAACGUCUAGCCUGGCUUCGCAAAUGUGGUAUCAAUGCUAUGCCAUGCAUUCUACUCUUCGAUUCGUAUCCUGUUCAAACUAGAAUUACUAAUUUGUCUACUAUUCGGGAUUAUUUGCAGGCGGAGUGGAUCACUCGGAGGUCAUCACAAGACGGUCUUCUACACUUCGACAGAGACACAAUCCGAGGAUUCAGUCCUCGAGUGCCCCUACAGAGUAAUCCCGUCGACUGUGGAAUAUUUUUGCUUCACUACAUUGAGAUGUUUUUCAAGAAACCUGUACAAAGUUAUACCAAGCACUAUUUUCAAUACGAAAUGGCUACUUGGUUUCCCAUAUCCACCGUCAGUGAAAAGCGAACUCUAAUCCACGAUCUGAUGGUCAAGCUACGCAAAAGUGUCGUGAGUGAGACAGCAAUUAGCCAAUGA